UCUAUUACUCUUUUCGUUCAGAAUAAUCUAUUUUGGAGAAAGAAAUUUAAUUAAGAUUUUUAAAACAUAUAUCUAUUAUAAAAUAUAUCCGUGUGAGAUAUUGUUAAAUUCGUCUUAGUGUGUAUUUUUUAUUAUAUAUUUUUUUAUAAUUUUUUUGAUGCAUAUUUAGAGAUAAUAAGACUCAAAAUUUACUUUGAAAACUGUGCAAAAAGUAAGUAGGAAGAACAUUUGGAAACGGUGGGACUAAUAACAGCUUCUCUAUUCAGCGGCCGCCAUUAAUGAGUAUUAUCGGAAGCUAUUUGUGCCGCCGCCGCUUAAUUGUGGUGGUGGUAGUGGUAAUGUUUUUUUCGGGCGCAUCAUAUUGUGUUCAAGCUCAAAAAAGUGCUACGCGCACUACUGGCGGCGCAACCACUGCUCCAUCGGAAGCGCAAGCGUUAAAUGCAAUUCUAGCGCAAUGGAACGAGCCUGCAGGCACAGAACAAUGGACUGAAGCAGAUCCAUGCUCUGGAGCAGCCCUUGUUGAUUCUAUGCCAAUGGAAAAUCCUGCUUAUAAUCCCUUCAUCAAAUGUGAUUGUACCUAUAAUGGCAACACUACCUGCCAUAUCACCGCUCUGAAGGUCUAUGCAAUCGAUGCGAUAGGCGUGCUACCAGAUGAGCUAUGGAAUUUGGUUUACCUGACUAAUUUGAAACUGGGACAAAAUUACUUGUCAGGCCCUAUAUCUUCAGGCAUUGGAAACCUAACUCGUCUUCAAUACCUGGAUUUUGGUAUUAAUGCAUUAUCUGGGCCACUCCCGCGAGAAUUCGGUAAACUAACAAGUCUGAUCUCACUGGGACUUGGUGGCAACAAUUUCUCUGGCCCCCUACCAUCAGAGCUUGGCAACAUAAAAACUUUAGAGCAACUGUACAUUGACAGCUCGGGAGUUAGUGGCGCAAUCCCUCCAUCAUUUGCUAAUUUGGAAAACCUAAAGAUCAUUUGGGCAUCAGAUGUGGAAUUCACGGGUCAGAUACCUGAUUUUAUAGGGAAUUGGAGCCAGCUUGAGACGCUGAGGCUUGAAGGGAACUCAUUUGUGGGACCGAUACCAUCAUCACUUUCCAAACUAACCUCUUUGACCGAAUUGAGGAUAAUUGGCUUGUCAAAUGGCAGCUCUUCGCUAGAUUUUAUUACUAAACUUACCUCCUUACAAAUCUUGGUUCUGAAGAAUAACAACAUCACCAGUCCCAUACCCAGUGGUAUAGGAGAAUUGCAAAGUUUAACUCAGCUGGACCUAAGUUUCAACAAGAUAACAGGAAAAAUCCCAGACUCAGUCUUUAAUCUCAAUUCUCUUUCUAAUUUGUUUCUUGGAAAUAAUAGGCUUACGGGUGCUCUUCCAGGAAAAAAAAGCCCAUCUCUGACUAAUAUAGAUGUAUCGUAUAAUCAGUUAUCUGGGAGCCUCCCGUCUUGGGUCAGCCAACCGAAUCUACAGCUUAACUUUGUAGCAAACAAUUUCUCUGUAACAAAUUUAAACAGCAGAUCUUUGCCGUCAGGGUUGAACUGUUUGGAGAAUGGAUUUCCUUGCAACUCUGGUCUAGGACGUUAUUCUGACUUUGCAAUUAAGUGCGGUGGUUCGCAGAUCAGAGCAUCUAAUCAAGUCGUUUAUGAAAGUGAAAAUGAACCCCUUGGUCCGGCCACUUAUUUUGUGGCUAGUAGUGAUAAGUGGGCUGUUAGCAAUGUUGGAUUGUUCACCAAUAAAAACAAUGUGUCUUACGUACCUAACUCACUAAGCCAGUUUGUAAGUCUGGUGUCUGAACUGUUCCAAACCGCAAGAUUGUCAGCUGGAUCCCUUCGGUACUAUGGGCUUGGGCUUCAGAAUGGUAAUUACAGUGUGCUGCUACAAUUUGCUGAGAUUGAAAUUAAUAAUGGUAAAACCUGGAAAAGUCUUGGAAGGCGUGUGUUUGAUAUAUUAAUCCAGGGUAUUCCGGUGGAAAGAGAUUUUGACAUAAGAAAGGCAGCAGGUGGUCAGUCAUAUAGACCUGUCCAGAAAAACUAUACUGUUCAGGUGACUGCAAACUAUCUCGAAAUACACCUUUUUUGGAAUGGAAAAGGAACUUGCUGCAUACCAUUCCAGGGAACAUAUGGACCUUCUAUAUCAGCUGUCAGCGUCGUCCCAUUAUUUCAAGCAAGGCCUUCAAAUCUACCAUCAAACUCUCAAAAGACAGCUAUAAUUGUCGGAGUAGUUGUACCUGUUGUGGUCAUUUCCCUUCUUUCUUUCGGUUUAUGUUGGUUUAUUCAAAGAAGGAAGCGAGCACGUGCAGCAGAAAAUGAGCUCUUAGGCAUUGAUGUGAAAGCCUACACUUUCAGUUAUGCUGAAUUGAGAACAGCUACUGGAGAUUUCAGCCCGUCGAAUAAGCUUGGUGAAGGUGGCUUUGGAAGUGUCUAUAAGGGAACCUUAAGUGAUGGCAGAGUUGUUGCGGUUAAACAACUUUCAAUAGCAUCUAAACAAGGGAAGAGUCAAUUUUUAGCGGAAAUAGCUACUAUAUCUGCAGUACAGCAUCGAAACCUUGUAACACUAUAUGGAUGCUGCAUUGAUGGGCAAAAACAUCUGCUUGUUUAUGAGUAUUUAGUGAACAAGAGUCUUGAUAAAGUCUUGUUUGGAGACAGUAAAGUAGAACUUAAUUGGGCUCAACGUUUUGAGGUGUGCUUGGGAGUGGCGAGAGGCUUGACAUAUCUCCAUCAAGAAUCACGCCUUAGGAUUGUGCAUAGAGAUGUUAAAUCCAGCAAUAUUCUGCUCGAUGCUGAUCUUAACCCCAAAAUUUCAGAUUUUGGUCUUGCCAAAUUAUAUGAUAACAAAAUGACUCACAUGAGCACUGGUGUUGCUGGGACAGUUGGAUACCUUGCGCCGGAGUAUGCCAUGCGUGGCCAUCUUACGGAGAAGGUCGAUGUGUUUGCGUUUGGAGUUGUUGCUCUAGAACUUGUUAGUGGAAGAUCCAAUUGUGACGCUUCCUUGGGGAGAGAACAAAUGUAUCUUGUUGAUUGGGCAUGGCAUCUAUUUGAGAAUGGUCGAGAACUGCAAUUUGCGGAUAAAAGACUAAAAGAUUUCAACCAGGACGAGGUGAAAAGAGUGAUUGCAGUAGCAUUUUUAUGCACACAAACAUCAUCAGCCCAACGUCCUAUAAUGUCACGAGUGCUAGCCAUGUUAUCCGGGGAUGUUGAAGUGGGAAGCAUACCAUCAAAGCCUACAUACUUGGCCGACUUUGGAUUUGACGACUCCAGUUUUAUGACCAGUGAAGCUUCCGAGUAUUCGAAAGUCGGUUAUUCCUCUACAAGUAAUUACACUUCUCAAGGACUAAAUACACCCACUGAUGCCAGCUUCUUGCAUCAAUGAAUAGUAACUAUCGACAAAACUAUUGCAUAAAAUUAUUUGAUUGUCAAUUACUUCAAUGAAGUCUUACAAGAGCAAUUUUGUUCAUAGAUAUUGUGAUUAUUGGUUUGAAUAUUAUGGGAUUUCAUCAUGUAACUUGUAGUAUAUAGGAGUAUUAUAUAAUAACUAAAUGUACUAUUCGGGUGAUUUCAUUGUCUUUUAUGGUUCUUUUCCUUCUCAUGAAGAAUUGAUGAACAAGUCUAUUCUAUAUGAUGAACUUUCUACC
Messenger RNA from Amaranthus tricolor (Joseph's coat), 3624 nucleotides. RefSeq names its product probable LRR receptor-like serine/threonine-protein kinase At1g56140. The transcript has 24 exons. NCBI's taxonomy places the organism in Eukaryota, Viridiplantae, Streptophyta, Magnoliopsida, Caryophyllales, Amaranthaceae. Gene Ontology annotation, biological process: protein phosphorylation. Gene Ontology annotation, molecular function: ATP binding; protein binding; protein kinase activity. The record is from RefSeq and is a predicted model, not a curated record. Bases 279 to 3362 code for a protein of 1027 amino acids.